GCGUCCGUGGGCGAGGCAGCCAGCUCGGCGCCGUCGCGGCCCAGAUCAGUCAGGGACCGCGUCUCGACAGGGUUCGCCUUCGAGGAGGAGCCGGGUGUGCAGUUCGCGGGCGAGGCGUCCGCGGGCGAGGCAGCCAGCUCGGCGCCGUCGCGGCCCAGAUCAGUCAGGGACCGCGUCUCGACCGGGUUUGCCUUCGAGGAGGAGCCCGGCGUGCAGUUCGCGGACGAGGCGUCCGUGGGCGAGGCAGCCAGCUCGGCGCCGUCGCGGCCCAGAUCAGUCAGGGACCGCGUCUCGACAGGGUUCGCCUUCGAGGAGGAGCCGGGUGUGCAGUUCGCGGGCGAGGCGUCCGCGGGCGAGGCAGCCAGCUCGGCGCCGUCGCGGCCCAGAUCAGUCAGGGACCGCGUCUCGACCGGGUUUGCCUUCGAGGAGGAGCCCGGCGUGCAGUUCGCGGGCGAGGCGUCCGUGGGCGAGGCAGCCAGCUCGGCGCCGUCGCGGCCCAGAUCAGUCAGGGACCGCGUCUCGACAGGGUUCGCCUUCGAGGAGGAGCCGGGCGUGCAGUUCGCGGGCGAGGCGUCCGCGGGCGAGGCAGCCAGCUCGGCGCCGUCGCGGCCCAGAUCAGUCAGGGACCGCGUCUCGACCGGGUUUGCCUUCGAGGACGAGCCCGGCGUGCAGUUCGCGGACGAGGCGUCCGUGGGCGAGGCAGCCAGCUCGGCGCCGUCGCGGCCCAGAUCGGUGAGGGACCGCGUCUCGACCGGGUUCGCCUUCGAGGAGGAGCCGGGCGUGCGGUUCUCGGGCGCGGCGUCCGUGGGCGAGGCAGCCAGCUCGGCGCCGUCGCGGCCCAGAUCAGUGAGGGACCGCGUCUCGACUGGGUUCGCCUUCGCAGAGGAGCCGGGCGAGCAGGGGUCGUCGGCCUGCGUGGUGGAG
This is a messenger RNA of Prorocentrum cordatum, 924 nucleotides long. Lineage: Eukaryota; Dinophyceae; Prorocentrales; Prorocentraceae. The record is from the annotation of a GenBank genome assembly.